Armigeres subalbatus is the source of this 1785-nucleotide messenger RNA. Its product is annotated as probable cytochrome P450 4d14. The transcript has 3 exons. Gene Ontology annotation, molecular function: iron ion binding; oxidoreductase activity, acting on paired donors, with incorporation or reduction of molecular oxygen; heme binding. Lineage: Eukaryota; Metazoa; Arthropoda; Insecta; Diptera; Culicidae. The record is from RefSeq and is a predicted model, not a curated record. Bases 1 to 1755 code for a protein of 584 amino acids.
AUGGUAUUGCUUUUUGCAUUGAAACUUUUCGUUUCGUCACUGAAACCAUUGCCCACUGACUGCUGGUGGGAUGGAUGGCCCAUCAGUUCCAGUUUGAUUCUAUCGCGCAUCGGACGCCGUCUACGCGAGCUCGUGCAGCUCUGUGCUCGACGCGGUUAUUUAUGUGUUAAUUCCCCCCAAAGUGACCUUGGAAGCAAUUUGAACGAGACCUAUGCAAUGGUGCCUUUGUUGAUGCUGAUAUCGCUGGUGGCCGCCACCCUAAUAUGGAUUCUGAGUACGGUUGUUAAAAAUUUGCUCGUCGUUCGGGAGCUGCAACGUAAGUUGCCGACCUUCAAGACAAUUCCAGCGGUGCCCGUGUUGGGCAGUACGCUUCUCUUUAAAAAUGACCGCGGACCGUCGGACAUCUUCGCCACCUUUACCAACUUUCAUCGCCAGUAUGGUAACGACAUAAUCGCACAAACCCUGUUCAAUGCACCCGCGCUGCAGAUUACAAGUGCCAAAGUCGUGGAGCAAGUGCUUCAUGCGCGGACGAUUAAAAAAUCCAUUAUCUACGAGUUUAUGCGACCCUGGCUUAAGGAGGGUUUGGUGACAUCGCUGGGAAAGAAGUGGGCUCAGCGAAGACGCAUUAUUACCCCGGCGUUUCAUUUCAAAAUUCUGGAAGAAUUUCUGGGAAUAUUCAAGGAGCGGAGUGAAGUAUUCGUAGACAAGCUCAAAGAUCAGGUAAACAAGGGAGAUUUUAACAUUUACGAACACGUGACGCUCUGCACGCUGGACAUCAUCUCGGAAUCGGCCAUGGGGGUAAAGCUGAAUGCUCAGGACGAUCCGAAUUCUUCGUAUGUUCAAGCUGUUAAAGAAAUGUCGGAUAUCAUCUUUCGUCGGUUGUUUAGUGCUUUGCGAGAUUACAAAAUAUUUUUCCUGAUGAGCCAGGCAGCACAACGGCAACGGGAGGCUUUGAAAAUUCUGCACAAGUUCACAGACUCCGUCAUUUUGCAGCGGAAAGCACAGCUUGACGAUGAAAAAUCGAAACAAGUAACACAACAGAAAAUGGAAGAAACUGAUAUCUACGGGAAGCGCAAAAUGACCUUACUGGAAUUGCUGCUGAACGUAUCCGUCGAGGGGCAUGCUCUGACCAACUCAGAUAUUCGCGAGGAAGUAGAUACCUUUAUGUUCGCUGGGCACGACACAACAACCUCUUGCAUCAGUUUUUCGGCGUAUCACAUUGCCCGGAAUCCAGAAAUUCAGCAAAAACUGUAUGAUGAAAUGGUGCAAAUCAUCGGUGCGGACUUCAAAAACGCCGAGCUAACCUACAGUGCACUGCAGGAGCUUAAAUAUCUGGAAAUGACCAUCAAGGAAGUCCUCAGGAUCCACCCGUCCGUUCCAAUAAUCGGACGGAAAUCCGCCGGUGACAUGACGAUCGACGGUCAGCUGGUACCGGCCGGUGUGGAUAUUGCGGUCAUGAUCUACGCAAUGCACCGCAAUCCGGAUGUUUUCCCGGAACCGGAUAAGUUCGAUCCGGAGCGGUUCAACGAAGAGAACAAUGCCAAACGGCAUGCGUACAGCUACAUCCCGUUCAGUGCGGGGGCGAGAAAUUGCGUUGGACAGAAAUACGCGCUGUUGGAGAUUAAAGCGACGCUCGUCAAGUUGCUUGGCCAUUAUCGGUUGUUGGCAUGUGAUUCGGAGAAUGAGGUCAAGAUCAAGUCCGACAUGACGCUACGUCCUGUUAAUGGAACGUUUUUGAAAAUUGUGGCGCGAUAGAUUGUUGUAAUAAAGAGAUACCUAAUUGAA